UUCAGCAAUGCAACACUCGUCUCUCUCUCCAGUUUAUAUUAUUAUUAUAUGCAUCAGCAAAAUGAAUGGCGCUUCUUCCACCUCUUUUUACUUUGGGAAAAAGUCUCUCAUUGCUUCCCGCGUAUCUCUUUACGAUUUCUGCGUACAUUGUCUUAUGCGUGCAAGCUAUACUCUCCAUUUUGCUCUUAACUCUCUUCAUUUAUUCCUCUUUUAGGCUUCUUCAUCUGCCGCAUUACAUUAGAUCAGAUCGAUUUCUCCAGACAAACGCUAAGCCCUAACCAUUGGAUUUAGAAUACAUCUCUCUAAUUUCUGUAACUGGACUUGCUUUCAAUUUCAAGGGUUUGAAACCGCGCUUUUUUUUUUCUAGCUCAAUUGUCAAGAGAUCUAUCAGAUAUUGAUUGACUCAUACCUGUUUGAUAAAUUGCCCCUGAAGAAGCUCUUGCAUCGAUUAAUCCAACCCGAUCCCCAAUAGUUAAGUCAAAGAAUUGAAGCAAAGAAUUGAAGCAAAGAAUUCUGCAAUCUGUCUACUGUUUGUGCGUGUUAAGUGUGUGUGUGUUUUCCAGCAAAGUUCGGUUCUUGUCCGUUCUAGAUUAGGGUUCUUGAGAAAAAUGGGGAGCCACAUGAGCAAGAGCCAGGGAGAAACCUCUGCUGCAAACGACAUCAACAAUCUGCAUUUCGCAACGGAGCUGAAUUCAUACGAGGCCGCGUGCAAGAUCGAUGCUGAUGUACAAGCCUUCGAUGCUGCCCUCCAUUGUCGAACAAACAACGCGAUCAGUGCCCUAGCUGCCGGAGUUGAGGUCAGAGCGAUGUCGUUUGAUUCCCUCCGAGAGGUCACAGCCUGCCUCCUCGACAUGAAUCAAGAAGUGGUGAAGGUGAUCUUGGACUGUAAGAAGGACAUUUGGAAGAAUCAGGAGCUGUUCGAGUUCGUCGAGGAAUACUUUGAGAACAGCCUCAAGAUCCUUGAUUUCUGCACGGCUUUAGAGAAGUGCCUCAAGUCCGCAAGAGACAGGCAGCUGCUUAUCCACAUUGCCCUCCAGCAGUUCGAGGAAGAGGAGGAGGAGGGGAGGUAUACGAAGACGCUGCUCGAGUUGAGGAACUUCAAGGAAGCAGGGGAUCCAUUCACGGAGGAGUUCUUCACGAUCUUCGAGUCUGUCUACAGGCAGCAGAUGGUGAUGCUGGAGAGGCUGCAGUCGAGGAAGAACAAGCUCGACAAGAAGCUCAAGUCCGUCCACGCAUGGAGGAAGGUGUCCACGGUGAUCUUUGCAGCUACAUUUGCUGCUGUGCUGAUCUGCUCGGUGGUGGCUGCUGCCAUGGCUGCCCCGCCUGUGGCAGCUGCCCUAGCAGCGGCCGCCUCUAUCCCGUUGGGUUCAAUGGGAAGAUGGAUGGAUUCUCUGCUCAAGAACUAUCAGAAUGCUUUGAGGGGGCAGAAGGAGAUCGUCAACUGUAUGAAUGUUGGCACCUACAUUGCUAUUAAGGAUUUGGAUAAUAUUCGAGUGUUGGUUGAUAGGUUGGAGAUUGAGAUUGAAUCACUCUUGAAAAUGGCGGAUUUCGCCAUGAAUGAAGAUGCUGUGAAGAUUUGUGUGGAGGAGAUGAGGAAGAAAUUGGUGGUGUUUACAAAGAAUAUUGAGGAAUUGGAAGUGCAGGCUGAUAAGUGUAGCAGGGACAUUCGAAGGGCUAGAACUGUGAUUCUGCAACGGAUUAUCAGACAUCCUAACAAUUGAACAAUGUGAAAAAUGUUGGAUCAUUUGAUUUAUUGAUAUUUAGACAAGGAAUAUUUGGAUGUUAGCCUGACUAAUUGCAUUCGUUAUAAUAGUUUCUGUUGCUAAGACUAUGGCUUUAUGUUGGUUCAAAGUUCAGUCUUUUUCCUCA
Molecule: messenger RNA, 1869 nt
Organism: Salvia hispanica
Lineage: Eukaryota; Viridiplantae; Streptophyta; Magnoliopsida; Lamiales; Lamiaceae
Product: UPF0496 protein At4g34320-like
Source: RefSeq, a predicted model, not a curated record